Ceratina calcarata is the source of this 549-nucleotide messenger RNA. RefSeq names its product trypsin-like. Gene Ontology annotation, molecular function: serine-type endopeptidase activity. The record is from RefSeq and is a predicted model, not a curated record. The transcript has 5 exons. Bases 1 to 549 code for a protein of 182 amino acids. Gene Ontology annotation, biological process: proteolysis. Lineage: Eukaryota; Metazoa; Arthropoda; Insecta; Hymenoptera; Apidae.
AUGACUAAUAGUGAUUGGAUGCACAAUUUAUUGGGAGUGGUCAAAAUCGAAUAUACGCAACUGAUUUUGGGAGUUGUUGCGAGCUGCAGCAUGUCUAACGUUAUAUAUGGCUCCGUGCUGAAAAUUUACCCGCCAUUUCCGGAUCCCCAGAUCGUCGGAGGAACUCAAGCGGACAUCAGUGAGCAUCCGUAUCAAUUGAGUUUUCAAACUACCAGCCAUAUUUGCGGUGCCUCGAUCAUUAGCAGUAAAUGGGCCAUCACCGCGGGACACUGUGUCGGAUCGGCUCCUAGUCGGUACACGCUGCGGUCCGGUAAUAGUAACAACAAUUUGGGUAACGCUUACACCAUAAAGAACAUUAUUCGACACCCCAACUAUAAUUCGAGAACUGUCGAUUAUGACGUCGCCCUUCUCGAGAUUGCUGGUGAGUUUAAGCUCGGUAGUACAGCGGCUCCUAUAAAAUUGGCAACUAUGGAACUUGCGCCUGGAAGUUUGGUGAACGUGACUGGUUGGGGUGACACCUAUAGAAGUAACAAAACUACUUCUCGAUAG